UUGUGUGUAACUAUUAAUGCUAUGACUCACCCAAGAAUUUCUCUAACAACUGCUACUUUGUUUGUUUGUGAGCACCAAACCAACAACUUCGCUUCCGUUCUGCGACGACAAUAACCACCAUACGCCGCCGUACCAGAAACCUUCCUCCACCGUUGACAUUUUUCACUCUUCGAUUCACUCAUGGACUCAACAACUUCAACGCCAUCACAUGCCUCAUUCUCCGGUACAAAUGGAGUCUGUUUGAUGAGAAAUGGAUGGAAAGGGGAUCAACAUCCAUCCUUCAUUGAUUUUAUCUCGACUUUCCUCACUGCAAAUUCCUUUCGUCUUAAUUUCGUGCCAAUUGCUCCAGACUUUAUUUUCAAUUGUGGGGGUAUGUCCGUGGCCUUCAUUUUUGUGACAAACUGGGACUGCAACAACGUGGCUCCGAUCUUCAACAGAGUACAGAAACUGAAGACUCAAUUUUCACAUUUUUAUGUUGUUAUCACACUUCCAGCAAAAGAGGAAAUUGAUUCAUUUAUUCACUCAUAUUUCAAAUUUGGGAUGGUGAUUGGCAAGCCUACAUUUGUGCCAGUUAAGGACUUAGAGAUGGGGUUUGAAAAGAUGGUAAAAAUAGCCCAUUCUUCUGGAGCAUACAAACAACAGAGAAUCGAAGAAAAAUUGAAAGCUGAGAGGAAGCAGUUGGUUCAAGGAAUGAACUUUUACCUUAAAGUUGUUACCUCCAUCCCAGGCAUUGACAAUCACGAUGCAAAUGCGCUUAGUCAAGCUCUUGGUUCUGUCCAAGCAAUUGCCAAGGCAUCAAAAGAGCAAAUUCUUGAGAACACUGAUCUUUCCACUGACAAGGCGGAGAUGGUUUCGAGGUUUCUUAGGGACCCGAACUUUUACUUGCGUCCCAAGAUCAACUGAUAACAAAAUAACAGGAAUCCAGAUUGUAGUUUUUUUUUUUUUUUUGCUGCCUAAAUAACAUAAGCAGCACUUUGCACUGUAUUAAUAUGAGAUAUAUGUUAAUUCCUUUUUCCUUUUUUUGGUAACUUCUGUAUAUAAUAGUAUUCUUA
This is a messenger RNA of Trifolium pratense (red clover), 1052 nucleotides long. Its product is annotated as protein PARTING DANCERS. Gene Ontology annotation, biological process: resolution of meiotic recombination intermediates. The record is from RefSeq and is a predicted model, not a curated record. Bases 181 to 903 code for a protein of 240 amino acids. The transcript has 9 exons. NCBI's taxonomy places the organism in Eukaryota, Viridiplantae, Streptophyta, Magnoliopsida, Fabales, Fabaceae.